AUGAACGAUACACGUAAUUCAUCUACACAUACGUUACCUGACAAGACAGCUGAAGCGAUGGCUGUACCCGUAUUAAUGUUUGCAGUCGGUGUCAUUGGAAAUAUAAUAGCAAUAGCUGCUCUUUCUGGAUCUAAGCAGGAGCGCAAAUCCUCCGCGUUCUUCGCCCUAGUUUGUGGUUUGGCUGUGACGGAUCUGCUUGGGACUUGUUUGGCCAGCCCAAUCACUAUAGCAACUUACCUCAAUGAAAAUGUGUUAUAUGAUAAUACUAACCUUUGUGAAUUCCAUUCCUUUUUGUUGCUGUUCUUCGGAGUGGCUGGGCUAAGUAUUAUAUGCGCAAUGUCUGCUGAGCGCUACCUCGCGAUAUGCUGCCCUUACACUUACCAAAGAUGGGGAAUUGACCAACAUUUUGCACGCAAGUGCUUGUUUUGCAUUUAUCUCAGCAACAUUGCAUUUUGUUGUCUCCCAGUGAUGGGUAUGGCUGGAAGCAUUUGUCAGCCCUCCAAAACGUGGUGCUUCAUCAACUGGAGGGCUGAUAAGACACUGCCUGCAACAUAUUCGUUUUUAUAUGCCAGUGUGAGUUUUUUACUGAUAUUGAUGACGAUAGUACUCAACUUUGCAGUUUGUGGCAAUCUGUUGAUAAUGCGUCGCAGGAAAAUCCAAAGUCCAGUUACAAGAGGGAGCGCACGGGCGCGCUGGAAAGCGCUUUCUUCCGGCGUGGAAGCGCAAAUGAUGACGGUGCUCAUGGUGACCUCCGUGGUUGUUUUAGGUUGCUCAGCGCCGCUGGUGGUACGCGUAUUUUCUAACCAGAUAACAUGGACCGAGAAUUCCCAUGCAGAUUUGAUGGCUAUUCGGAUCGCCUCGGUCAACGCGAUCCUUGACCCUUGGAUCUACAUCCUCCUGAGAAGGACUUUGUUCCGUAAGAUUCAGAGAUUCUCUAAAGUGUUUUACAUUGGUCGCAAAGGCAAAGCACCCAUGUUGCCAGUAAAAUCAUCACAAAGGACAUUCCACUACCAAGGAGACAUUACAAACACCCAUGUAUUCACACCUCUGUGAAGCGCCUUGCAUAAAAAAACAUAAUUCACCUGCCCGCCACAGUCGCCUAGUGCGCUCACGUCACCCAGGGGGGACAAAGCUUGCCAUUUCUCCCCAAAAGUUGUCGGAUAUCCAGUCUCACAAUGUGUUCUGUCGAUAUAAUUGAUGAUGGGUGGCAAUUCACCUGUUUUAAAUAUAUAACUUUCAAAAACAGUAGAUUCAUUAAACAAAUUAACCAUGUAACAGUUCAAUUAUAGAUAGUACUAUGGGCUCAAGCAUUUGGCUCAAUCACAGCUAUGUAUACGUUUUACACAAACAAUAAAUAUGACACUGUGAAGUUAAA
Oncorhynchus keta (chum salmon) is the source of this 1375-nucleotide messenger RNA. Its product is annotated as prostaglandin E2 receptor EP4 subtype-like. Gene Ontology annotation, molecular function: prostaglandin E receptor activity. The transcript is spliced from 2 exons. Gene Ontology annotation, cellular component: plasma membrane. Gene Ontology annotation, biological process: inflammatory response; negative regulation of inflammatory response; positive regulation of cytosolic calcium ion concentration. Lineage: Eukaryota; Metazoa; Chordata; Actinopteri; Salmoniformes; Salmonidae. The record is from RefSeq and is a predicted model, not a curated record. The coding region runs from base 1 to 1053 and encodes 350 amino acids.